AGGUAUCAAUAUCAUCUACAUUUCCACUGUCACUCAUAUCACAAACCACACGGCUCACUCAAAACUCUCUCUCUCUCUCUCUCUCUCUCUCUCUCUUGCAUCCAUGAGUGGCUAUAGUACUACUACUAUGCUCAUAAUUCCCAGCUUCCUCCUCUGUCUUUUAUUUUCUUCGUUUUUUCCAUCCGGUUCUGCCAACACAUGCAGAUCGUAUUGCGGAAACCUCACCAUAGAUUACCCGUUCGCCGUCCGCUCCGGCUGCGGGCACCCGGGUUUUCGAGAUCUCUUAUACUGCAUCAACGAUGUGCUCAUGUUUCACAUAAGCUCGGGAUCUUACAGGGUCUUGGACAUAGACUACGCUUACCAAGCCCUCACGUUGCAUGAACCUCACAUGUCAACAUGUGACAGCAUAGUGCUAGGUGCCAAGGGCAAUGGCUUCUCCGUCGAGCAAUGGCGGGCUCCGUACAUGAAUCCGACCGCCGACAACGUGUUCAUGCUGAUCGGCUGCUCCGCUCAGUCGCCGCUCUUUCAAGGCUUUCCGGGGAAGCACUUGCCAUGCAGAAACGUUUCGGGAAUGAGUUGCGAGGAAUACUAUGGUUGUCCGGCGUGGGAUAUGUUGGGCCAUAGGAGGGUGGGUUCCAUGUUUGGGUCGGGUCCACCUGAGUGUUGUGCAGUGCCGUUUGAGGCCAUCAAGGCCGUUAAUCUCACCAAGCUUCAGUGUGAAGGGUAUAGCAGUGCUUACAAUCUGGCCCCGCUGAAGCUGGAUGGGGCCCAUGGGUGGUCGUAUGGUAUCCGAGUGAAGUACUCUGUUCAAGAAAACGAUGAGUUUUGUAGAGCUUGUGAGGCUACCAGUGGCACGUGCGGGUACGGCGCUGAUGGCAUUAGGCAAUUGUGUAUGUGUGGGAGCUUCAAUUCCACGUCAAAUUGUGAUUCUGUAAAAUCAGCAUCAACAAGAACAUACUCUAUGGCAGAGAGUUAUACAUUCAGAGGAUUGCUGGUGUGUCUACUAGCUUAUAUUACACAGAAACAUUAUUGAAAUGGAUACAGAAUUUAGCAUAUGUAAGCAGAGAGAGAGAGCGAGAGAGAGAGAGAGAGAGAGAGAGAGAGAGAGAGAGAUGUAAACAUAUUU
This is a messenger RNA of Pyrus x bretschneideri (Chinese white pear), 1126 nucleotides long. RefSeq lists its product as uncharacterized. NCBI's taxonomy places the organism in Eukaryota, Viridiplantae, Streptophyta, Magnoliopsida, Rosales, Rosaceae. The record is from RefSeq and is a predicted model, not a curated record. The transcript is spliced from 3 exons. Gene Ontology annotation, molecular function: polysaccharide binding. The coding region runs from base 104 to 1033 and encodes 309 amino acids.